AUGUCUCUGAAUGACCAGCUUGAUAAGUUCAAAAGGCAGCAAGUGAAAUGCCAAUCCACGCUUUCGAGCAUUGCUUCUUCAAGAGCUGCUGCACCUCCUUUGAGGCGGCCCGUGCCUGCCGCAAUAACUCAGAAGCCUAAGCCUCCCGAUGGUGCCAAGUUUUCAAACGACACCGAGCGGCUUCAGCUCAUUAACAGCAUCAGAAAAUCUCCUGUUGGAGCUCAGAUCAAGCGUGUCAUUGAUCUCCUCUUCGAGACAAGGCAAGCCUUUACGCCGGAGCUGAUAAACGAAGCGUGUCAUGUGGAUAUGAAAGCCAAUAAGGCUGUUUUUGAUAGUAUGAGGAAAAACCCAAAAGCGCAUUACGACGGAAGAAGGUUCUCUUACAAGGCUGAGCACAAUGUCAAUGACAAGAGCCAGCUUCUUUCCUUGAUAUAUAAGAAUCCUGAUGGCAUUGCCGUGAUUGAUCUCAAAGACGCUUACCCUAAUGUCAUGGAGGAUUUGCAGGCCCUUAAAGCUUCAGAAGACAUCUGGUUGCUAUCAAACUCACAAGAAGACAUUGCGUAUCCAAAUGAUUUCAAGUGCGAGAUUAAGGUUCAUGACGACUUUAAAGCUCUGUACCGUGACACGGACGCCCCAAGCGACAUGAUGGACGUGGAGAAGGAGCUGCUCAAGAAUGGUUUGAAGGCGGCGACAGACACUGCGGCGAGGAGAGCUGCUGCGCAGAUGCAGGGGAUACCCAUGAACAAACCCAAGAGUAAGAAGAAGAAGAAACAGGAGAUCAGCAAGAGAACUAAACUCACCAAUGCCCAUCUUCCCGAGCUCUUCCAGAGCCUUAACGCCACUAGUUCCCGGAACUGA
Messenger RNA from Microthlaspi erraticum, 858 nucleotides. The record is from the annotation of a GenBank genome assembly. NCBI's taxonomy places the organism in Eukaryota, Viridiplantae, Streptophyta, Magnoliopsida, Brassicales, Brassicaceae.